AUGCUUAAGGCGACGCUUCUUUCGUUCGUGGCCUUCACGGCGCAGGUCGCCCAUGCCGCGUUCGGCAUCACGACCAGCACCGACUCGUACGUCAUCGACACCAACGCGUCCACCCAGCUGAAGUUCACCGUUAGUCGCAAGAGCUGCGACAUCACGUCCAUCAUCCACUAUGGCACGGAGCUGCAGUACUCCAGCACCGGCAGCCACAUCGGAUCCGGACUGGGAACUGCCACCGUGACGGCCGUUCAGAACGGGGAUUAUAUCAAGGUAACCUGCGCCACGGACACGUUGACCCAGUACUUUGUUGUCCACGACGGCGAUCCGAUCAUUCACAUGGCGACUUAUAUUACCGCGGAACCGUCGAUCGGAGAGCUGCGGUUCAUUGCUCGCCUGAACUCGGAUGUGUUGCCUAACGAGGAGCCGUUUGGAGAUGUGUCAAACACGUCGGGUGGCACUGCGAUUGAGGGGUCGGAUGUGUUCUUGGUCGGGAGUGAAACCCGCAGCAAGUUUUACUCCAGCCAGCGGUUCAUCGACGAUCAAAGACAUUGUGUCUCUGGGGAUGCCCACCGCGUCUGCAUGAUCCUGAACCAAUAUGAAAGCUCUUCCGGAGGACCCUUCCACCGGGAUAUCAACUCCAACAACGGAGGAAGCUACAAUGCGCUCUACUGGUACAUGAACUCCGGUCAUGUCCAAACCGAGUCCUACCGGAUGGGACUCCACGGGCCUUACUCGAUGUACUUCAGCCGCAGCGGUACCCCUAGCACGAAUAUCGAUACCUCGUUCUUCGCGGAUCUGGGGAUCACAGGAUAUGUCGCCGAGUCGGGGCGAGGCAAGGUGACCGGCACCGCAUCUGGAGCAGACUCCAGCAUGGACUGGGUAGUCCACUGGCACAACGACGCGGCACAAUACUGGACCUACACCAGCUCCAGCGGCAGUUUCACCUCUCCCGCCAUGAAGCCGGGAACCUACACCAUGGUGUACUACCAAGGCGAGUACGCGGUGGCGACAACCACCGUAAAGGUGUCAGCGGGCUCGACCACGACGAAGAACAUUUCCGGGUCCGUAAAAACGGGGACCACGAUCUUCAAGAUCGGCGAAUGGGACGGACAACCGACCGGCUUCCGCAACGCGGCCAACCAGCUCCGCAUGCACCCUUCGGACUCGCGCAUGUCCUCCUGGGGUCCAUUGACCUACACGGUGGGAAGUUCGGCGCUGACCGACUUCCCUAUGGCGGUGUUCAAGAGCGUCAACAACCCCGUAACGAUCAAAUUCACGGCGACAUCGUCGCAGACCGGCGCCGCGACCCUGCGGAUUGGCACGACGCUGUCGUUCGCCGGCGGACGGCCCCAGGCUAAGAUCAACAGCUAUACCGGGACCGCACCGUCCGCCCCGACGAAUCUGAACUCGCGGGGCGUGACCCGCGGUGCGUACCGGGGUUACGGCGAGGUGUACGAUGUGUCGAUUCCGGCGGGGACGAUCGUGGCGGGGACGAACACCAUUACUAUCAAUGUGAUCUCCGGUAGCUCCGGGGAUAAGUACCUAAGCCCGAACUUUAUCUUUGACUGUGUGGAGCUGUUCCAGUAG
This is a messenger RNA of Aspergillus homomorphus CBS 101889, 1584 nucleotides long. It is a transcript of the gene rglA, whose product is annotated as putative rhamnogalacturonase B. Gene Ontology annotation, biological process: pectin catabolic process. NCBI's taxonomy places the organism in Eukaryota, Fungi, Ascomycota, Eurotiomycetes, Eurotiales, Aspergillaceae. The record is from RefSeq and is a predicted model, not a curated record. Bases 1 to 1584 code for a protein of 527 amino acids. The transcript is spliced from 11 exons. Gene Ontology annotation, molecular function: carbohydrate binding; carbon-oxygen lyase activity, acting on polysaccharides.